AAUCCAUUUCAACUGUUGCAGAGAGAGAGAAAGAGAUUAUAAAUAAUUAAAUAAACAGAAGAUAUUUUCAUUACUUUGCCGACCAUUCAUAAAAUAUCUUUCCCCAAAAACUUCAUUACCGGAAAAAGGUCAAAAAGUACGAAAAAACCACCACCUUUCUCCUCCAUUCCUUCACAUAUACCUUCUUAUCUGAGGCUAAAAUUGACUUAUCACUUCUCGGUUCUCUGUGUUGGUUGGUCAACCCGUAAUCUUCAGCUCCGAUCACCAGUUCCGGUAACUGGUAGCCAUUUGUGAGAAAGCUCUGGGAUGUGAAUCGAGCUUAGUUUGAGUUGAAUCCGAGGUAGCAAACGAAAUGGAUCGAGGUCCGGGACCGUGUAUGGAUAUGCCGAUCAUGCACGAUAGUGACCGGUACGAUUUUGUCAGAGAUAUCGGGUCGGGUAACUUUGGCGUUGCGAGGUUGAUGACAGAUAAGCAGACUAAAGAGCUAGUUGCUGUCAAGUAUAUCGAAAGAGGCGAUAAGAUAGACGAAAACGUUCAGCGGGAGAUAAUCAAUCACAGGUCCCUUAGGCAUCCUAACAUAAUUAGGUUCAAAGAGGUGAUUCUGACGCCAACUCAUCUUGCUAUUGUGAUGGAGUAUGCAUCUGGUGGGGAGCUUUUUGAGAGAAUUUCUAAUGCAGGGCGCUUCAAUGAGGAUGAGGCUCGCUUCUUCUUCCAGCAACUUAUAUCUGGUGUCAGCUACUGUCACUCCAUGCAAGUAUGUCAUCGGGACUUGAAGCUGGAAAAUACAUUGCUUGAUGGAAGCCCUGCUCCUCGGCUAAAAAUUUGUGAUUUUGGGUAUUCCAAGUCUGCUCUGCUGCAUUCACAGCCAAAAUCAACUGUGGGAACUCCUGCUUAUAUUGCACCAGAAGUUCUGUUGAGGAAAGAAUAUGAUGGCAAGAUUGCAGAUGUCUGGUCGUGUGGAGUGACAUUGUAUGUCAUGUUAAUGGGUGCUUACCCUUUUGAGGAUCCUGAUGAACCAAAAGAUUUUCGGAAGACGAUCAAUAGAAUCCUGAGCGUGCAGUAUUCUGUUCCUGAGAACAUUCAGAUAUCUGAGGAAUGUCGCCACUUAAUCUCACGGAUCUUUGUUGGAGAUCCGGCACAGAGGAUCACAAUGCCUGAAAUCAGAAAUCAUGUAUGGUUUUUAAAGAAUCUUCCAGCGGACUUAAUAGACGAUAAGAUGAUUAGUGACCAGUUUGAAGAACCCGAGCAACCAAUGCAGAGCAUUGAUACGAUCAUGCAAAUAAUCUCGGAGGCAACAGUACCACCAAUUGGCUUGUAUAACUUGGAAAUGAUGGACGAUGACAUGGAUGACUUGGAUUCAGAGCCUGAUCUUGAUAUUGAUAGCAGCGGGGAGAUCAUAUAUGCAAUGUGAGUGCAUGCCAUGCUUGUGAAAAGGAAGUUGUAUCUGCAAUCUUACGAGAACAUUUGUGGACUUGUUGGUGUGCAAAGCUUAAGAGAUUGUUGAAUGCUCAGUAACAAGAACAUGGGGG
Messenger RNA from Solanum stenotomum, 1529 nucleotides. RefSeq names its product serine/threonine-protein kinase SRK2I-like. Gene Ontology annotation, cellular component: nucleus. Gene Ontology annotation, biological process: protein phosphorylation; intracellular signal transduction. The transcript has 9 exons. The record is from RefSeq and is a predicted model, not a curated record. Gene Ontology annotation, molecular function: protein serine/threonine kinase activity; ATP binding. Lineage: Eukaryota; Viridiplantae; Streptophyta; Magnoliopsida; Solanales; Solanaceae. Bases 353 to 1411 code for a protein of 352 amino acids.